AGAAGACGAGCGGGCGGGAGAGAUUUGUGGGUGGGGAUUGGGGAGGGAGGGAAGAGAGAGAGAGAGAGACUGCUACCUGAGUUCAACUAAAGGGGGAAAAGGUAUCGCCCCUUGUGGCGUCCAAAGAGAGAGAGAAAGAGCAAGCGAGCAAGAAAUAGAGAAAGGUGGGGGAAAGAGAGAGAGAGGGAGGUACAAAGCCCUUGGGCACUGCCGCUAUAAGUACGCUACCAGUCUACAGGUUGGAGACAAGGUAAGAGAAGCCCCUGACGAGCCACUAAAACCCUGGCUGUUCACUUUGCUUCGCCGCCGAGGGUCCGGACAACGCAUCUCGGCAACGCGCCUACCUCGUUGGCCACGCUCCGACGGCGCCCGACACGUCCAGGGGGGGCGGAUACAGUUACCCCACUCGAAGACCGCGCAGGGGGGAUCGCUACGACACUUAAUCCGCCGCUGAUCGCCGUGCUGCACUGCUGCGCCGAGCUUCUUGCUGCUGCUGCGCGACUGAACGCUACCGUUCACAGGAAGCUCAUCCCAGUGUCAGAAAAAGCUGGACCGGCAUUGUAGCGAGGUUCGCUACUGAAGAGAGUUCCUCCCAUCGGAUACUGGGUAAAGCCAAAACACCAAACUUUUUUUUUAAAAGAUUCGAUGUCUUCUGAACAGAAAUGGAUGUUUCAGAAGAAAGAGUUCGUCAUUUCUUUUAAAAGAGUUUCAGUCUGUGAAAUUUCAUCUCAGAAAGUCAACGAUCUACAGAGAAGUUUUUAUUUGUCAACAAGAGGCAGGCUGUCGACAGUCGAAGGACACAACCGAAAGCUGUCGUGGUGCCAAUAAUUUGGAGGGUAGAUCGAGUGCGGUAAAGACAACACAACUCGAGCGUGACUGGUUUCAGUAAUUGUCCUGAGAACAAGUUCAGCGGGUAGAAUGCUGUCAAAGACGCUGUCUGUGGCUUCAGCCAGGGAGAAAGGACCGUCUGCUAUGGCGACGUACUCUUAAGCACGGCUAAAUAUUUAAAAGCAAUAAAGAUCUGAUUGCCGACAAAGAUACAAGUUGUACCCGGCGCGCGACGACGGAAAUAUAAAACCCGAACCACCAGGGUACCCUUCUUCCCCAACAGGCUCCGCACAAAGCAGCACGGCCUUCUACAGCGCCACCCGAGUGCAUGUUUGUCUCCAUUGUUAGUCAACAAUCAUAAAGCGGGACGCCGGGACUUAAAAGUGAGGAGGGUCUAUUGAGGACGAGAUCAGAGUCGAGGUCCUUCCGCGUGUCCGACGAUCGUUAUCGCCCGAGGAGGUUGUCGUCGUCGUCAUCGUCAUCGUCGUCAUCGUUGUCGCUGCAGACGCCGUUGUCGCUGGUUUUGAUGGCGGUGAGUGUGAUCGCAGGUCUCACAACAGUAACACACCUGAGGCUGCGGAGGAACAGUACCACGUGACCAGCGGCGCUGGAUCGAGUGCGCUCUCCGGAUCAACAGGUGUAAUCGCUGACUGCCAGCACUCGGAGCACCUCGUGAACAAGGAUUGUGACAUGCUGCCGUUGCUGCGCCCCCUCCCGCUGCUGCUGCUGCUGCUGCUGACGUUGACUCACGUGAUCUGCGGCGUGCAGCGGAAUUCAGAUUCUGACUUCUGCAUGCUAGGCGACAAACGCUACGAGGUUGGGAAAACCUGGCACCCGGUCCUCAAACCCUUCGGCGAGAACACGUGCGUCAACUGCACGUGCUUCACGGGUGGAAACGUGAAGUGUACUGGGGUUGACUGUCCUCGCCCUGACUGUGAGGAGCCGAAGAUGGUGCCAGGCGAGUGUUGUCCAACAUGUGACGAUUUUGACAACCUUCCUCCUACAGCCGGAACGGAGGGUUCCAAGGAGGUUGAGGGCAAGAGACCGGGCUGCCAGUUCCACGGAGCCUCCUUCAAGGAUGGGGACACCUUCCCCUCCAACAGGACCGGACUCCGACCCACGCGCCAGGACCAGUGCGUCAUGUGCGUCUGCACGGAAGGACGAGUAUUGUGCCAUCUAAAAACCUGUCUACCUACCAAAUGUACGAAGUUUAUUCAAACGCCCGAUGACUGCUGCCCUCAAUGUGCAGAAAUCUCGUACAACACGAAAGAUUAUCCCUCUUAUGUUCGACCUUCAGAUUCCAGGUCCGGCAACGUGUCAGAAGGAGACUGCUCCUCGCCUGAUGGAUCUCAGAAGAACGGCAGCAGCUGGAAUCCUGUGGUCGGCACCUUCGGGGAGAUGCACUGUAUUGUUUGCACUUGCUUGAAUGGCCACGUUAUCUGCAACCGAAUUGGGUGUCCCUCAGAAUCGUCCCUUUCGUGCAAGCGGCCACGACAACUUCCUGGAGCUUGUUGCAAGCAAUGUCCGCCAGGGGGCAGUGGCAGUGGCAAUGGCAAUGGCAAUGGCAAUGGCAAUGGCAAUGGCAAUGGCAGCGGAAGUGGAAGUGGCAGUGGCAGCGGCAAGAAACCAAAGAAAAAAAGCAAAAAUGAUCAGCGCCGCCAGUCCUCCAAGUGUGAAGGUUCCAUCACCAAUAAGCCACAUCCGGACAGAAAGCCAAGCCUGACGUCAGUGGCCGACAUUUUAAACGGUCUGUGUCUGCCUCGCCAUACCGACCGCCUAGUGUACCAGCGAGCCGGAGACAACUUUCGAAAUCCUGGCCUUCGAUGCAGUCAAAGACAAAUCCGUGGAAAUGCUGCGCUGGGAGGUGGAGGAGGGCAAGCUGAGCGAAACGAAACGAGAAUUGACCAGAGCAGAUGAAUUCAGGAAAACAGUUACCUGUCAGCACAUUGUAGGCGCCACGAACAAAAACGGAUUUAAAAAACUGAUGAAAAAAGUGGAGUCCAAGCUGCAGCGAUGUCAGAAAAGCAAAAAAGGUUGCAAGAGGAAGGAUCUGGAGAAAAUCGUGAAGCGUGACCGGCGCGUGAAACCUGUGGCCUUACGUCAUCUGUGCGGCGAGUGACGGUUUGAAUGACGUCAUAUGGACCGGGGCGUAUGGUGGACUCGCUGUACAAAUCUGCUUUACAAAAAUUCGACUGCCAGGAGUUCUUGGAAAAUUUUCCGGUUUUAAUUGUUAAAUAUUUUGCGUCGAAGUAGGAUUACUUCGCAAGCCAAAUAUCUUCCCUAAACAUGCAUCGAUGUUCCAAUCGCAUCGGUUGUGCUCCGUUAACGGCGCAUGCGUGGAUUUUCUGUGAAGGGGGAAUAUUUUCUUAGGACCAUCUCUUAACAUUAUUUUAUUAAUGGUUACUCCUUUGCUAUAUGUGUGAUGUGACCCUAACUGUUGCGAUGGUCAAUGUUUCUUGCUGUAAAGGAAAGAAAAAAAAAGGUUGUCACCCGCAAAUGCAUCUCUGCCUCCAGGUCUGUAAAAACACUUUGGGUCGGGAUUCGAACGCACAUGCGUAUCUUCGAACCUUCUUAACAGAGCUGGUCAAAACUGUAUUUUUUUUUCAUGACAUCGAAUUUAAUGUCACUGACAUGUUUUAAAAAAUGUCAAUGGUGCUAUGACAGCGAUUUUUUUUCUUUGCGGACACAGAUUGAUGUAUAUAAUCGUUACAAUAUGCGGUAUCUUAUACAAGGUUGUGAAAGACUUUUGCGACGUGUUUUUAAACAUAUUUUCCCCACCUUUUUGUUUUGUUGGGGGUCUGCUUUUAGCAGAAACAUGACUGGUUGUGUCUAUUCAAAUGUUUAGAAAAUACAACUGUACUUUUUCAGCGACAACAAACGAUUCAAGAGCGGAAUCACACACCAAUAUAUAUAUAUAUAAUUACAAGUAGAAGAUGGUGAUAAUGGCUAAUUGAAGGGCAAAAGACAGGACUGAUCUUCAAACGAAAUUGUGUCAUGUGAUCGUCAUGAAUCGCAUAUUGUGUCAUUCAGAUGACAAGAAAGCAGAUAUUUUUUCCCAUAUUCUUUGACUCUGUUAAAGGAACCACAAGAUACACUGUCACAAAUAUUUUACCUUGAGUUCAGAAUGUUGAAUUCUAGACAUAGCACGAUGGAAGGUUUAUGGUUUGCAGCGUGUAAAUAAUAUUGUGAUGCACUUUUUCUUGAUUGUAAACCAGAAUGUUCUGAUUCCCUUCAAGAGCAAUAGAAAAGGACGCAUGACACUGGAAGGAAGACAUGUCUGAACAAAGAUACUUCAAACAUCUGUGUGUUUCGGUGCUUGAGACUGCAAAUAACAGAUUUGUUCAUGUGCGUCGGUUGUGGCACUACUUCUGGCGAUGGACCAAAAUAUACUCACGCUGAUGACAGUGCAAUUCAUCAAACCCUGGGUUCGAGUUUCACAGAAAAACGGGUUUGAAUCCCACCUAAAAAGACUCCCUGCACCGGAAGCUGCACAUCCAGAGAGUGGCGCCAUUGAAAGAGUAGCCUCGUAAAGAGCAAAUGCCAGGACAAUAUGAGAUGUCUACCAGUUGGCUUGAUGUCAAGUAGGGUAUGAACAAUUGGGAUGUCUUGACAGCAAAUGUUUUGCCUGCUAACACGUGACACAGGUCUGUAAAUAAUCGAAAAGGACAACUUCCGUUCUGUUGACUUCAUCCGGGAUAUACAGCUUCGUGAAACAGGUGCUCCCUAUGACUCUUUAUUUUAAAGACUGGACUGUAACGGCUAAGGAAUGUGUUUACCAUGUAAGCACAAAAAAGAUUUGUUGGAUCACAAUGUUUAUUGAUAUGUAGUUUUGCUUGUUAUAGUCGAGCUUUUCUUGUGCGCCAAAUCAGCAACCCCGGGAACGUCUUUUGCAAACCUACUUUCAGAAAAAAAAAAAAAAAUGAAGGGAAGGGAAGACGAAGAAAAAGAAGACGAAUGAUCUUGAAAGUGAAAUGGUUACUUCGAACUUGUAAAUGUUUUUAUAAAGAGUUGUAAUGUGGAAUCGAGUAACAGCUAAGACAUUACGUUAAAGACCAGAAUUUCGAAGACAUAGAAAAGCCUGGAAGAGGUUUGUAAGAUGUGUGUGUGUGUUUGAAGGGGAUGUAGUCAUCAGCGUUCGGCUAGAAGAGGAAGACGAAGAGGGAGCGUGUGAAGGACUGAGUGAUGAAAGGUGCGGCGAGAAAGUAUGUAGCGGAAGCGUGACUGGUCACGUGGUUGUGGCGAUGGCUCGUGCGCGUUGAGAUGGAUGCAUGGUAUGAACGCUGAUUGUUCUGAGAGUUAAAGACUUUGGAUUCGUUGAAGAACUUAAGCAGUUUUUGUUAACUGAAAGUGUUGCUCUGGCAUUUCAAAUGCUAUAAGUAAAUGCCUAGCGCUGUUAUCGCAGUUGUUGUAGCGCUGCUAGCUGUAGAAACAUGAGGCGUGUGGCGGUUGACAUGCUGGACGUAUUAAAACAGCUACAAAACUCGCAUUCGACGUGUUUCCCACUUCUGACAGGUACCGUGUGUGUGUGUGUGUUUUUUUAAAGCCUCCCUAUCCUACAUACAUGGUGAGCUUAUAGAGGGACGUACAUUUAUUUGUGUAAGGGAACUCGUGUUCUUUAAGACCCAUCUCAUAAUACUUUAUUUUUGUAAUAGUUUCUUACCAUUUAAACCCUGUCUCACACACUUUUUGUAAUAACUCUUUAUCUUUUAAGCUCUUACCCUUUACAAACCCUCUUUACACAGAACUCUGGCUGUUAACUGCCUAAUUUUUGCCAAUAACACCUAAAGAAGAAAAACAACCAGAGGCUCCAUGUCGAUUAGUAUGGACUUCCGGAGCUAACUCGGUAACUACAUAAGUCAUGACACUAAACACAGAUUAUAACAAAAUUUCUUCUGUAACGAAAAUUGGAUUUUAUUAUAACUAGAAUAUAAACUGUCGACACAUAUCACGUCGCUUUAACGUUAAAGACUGCGGGAUCACGUGAUAAAAACUGUCUCGGAUUUACAAUGCAGAAGGAAAAUCUGAUGAUGGCGGUUUAAAAAAAAAAAAAAAGGGGGGAAAAAAAGAGAAAAUGAACUAAACUGUUCGUUAAUUUAAUUUCUGAACCCCCGAAGUCAAUACGUAAAGCUGGAAAAAGCCUGUCUUCAGUAAUGUAAAGCUUCUAGUCCUGUUACUAAUUAAUUAGCCUAGUACAUUUUGUUUGAAUCACAGGAACUGGGAAGUGUGUUCCCUGUGGAUGCGGGACACUGCGUUGCUAAAGCCACGUCACUCUAAAAUUCAAUGGUCUGUGCUGCCAAUUCUUCUCUAAAAAUAGCAUCAAGCAACUUUCGUGAAAGAGAAUACAAAGAGCUCAUCCCAUUUUAAAGACAUCGGCAUUGUAAGCCACUGAUUUGUAGAGACCAGACCCAGCUGCUCCAGUUCACUCUGAAGAGGACUUGAAUAAUGCUUCCUCCCUCAUUAAAAAAAAUAAAAAAGAAAA
Messenger RNA from Pomacea canaliculata, 6307 nucleotides. RefSeq names its product chordin-like protein 1. Gene Ontology annotation, molecular function: protein binding. Lineage: Eukaryota; Metazoa; Mollusca; Gastropoda; Architaenioglossa; Ampullariidae. The transcript has 13 exons. Bases 1519 to 2745 code for a protein of 408 amino acids. The record is from RefSeq and is a predicted model, not a curated record.